Molecule: messenger RNA, 261 nt
Organism: Arabis nemorensis
Lineage: Eukaryota; Viridiplantae; Streptophyta; Magnoliopsida; Brassicales; Brassicaceae
Source: the annotation of a GenBank genome assembly
AUGGAUAGCAUAACGAAUUGGGACUUCGGAUCACUAGAAACGUAUCACUCUGUUGAACCUUUUGAAAAGUUUCAAGAAGACGAGUUUCUAGACAUUAGCCUUGUUCCUCUUCUUCAAGCGGAGUUAUGGAAGGCUCAAUCAAGAAUCAAAGAGCUUGAGGCCGAAAAGUUUGGAUCGUCACAAGAAAAGAUUAGAUGUUUCAUAAGAAACCAAAGAAAAGGGCAGGAAGAAAACACUGAUGAUCCCUUCUUGAUUACUUGA